Molecule: messenger RNA, 1990 nt
Organism: Silurus meridionalis
Lineage: Eukaryota; Metazoa; Chordata; Actinopteri; Siluriformes; Siluridae
Gene: fads2
Product: fatty acid desaturase 2
Exons: 13
Coding region: 165-1499 (444 amino acids)
Biological process (GO): lipid metabolic process
Cellular component (GO): membrane
Molecular function (GO): oxidoreductase activity, acting on paired donors, with oxidation of a pair of donors resulting in the reduction of molecular oxygen to two molecules of water
Source: RefSeq, a predicted model, not a curated record
UGGAACUCAGGAGAGGAGCGCAGUGAUGAGAGCCGAUAUGAAAGAGCAGCGGAGAACCUGAUAACACCGUGCACGCGCAUACACACACACACACACACACAUCAAGGAGGACUGAGCACAGGUAAAUGCACAUCAGUGCAAACAAGAGAUAACCUGACUAAGAGAUGGGCGGCGGAGGACACAGGCAGCAGCUGGGGUCAGGAGAGAGCGGUACGUGUGCAAAGUACACCUGGGAGGAGGUGCAGAAGCACAAUCACAGGGGUGAUCAAUGGCUGGUAAUUGAGAGGAAAGUAUACAAUGUGAGCGAGUGGACAAAAAGACAUCCUGGAGGACGCAGAGUUCUAGGGCACUAUGCUGGAGAAGACGCAACGGAUGCAUUUACGGCCUUCCAUCCAGAUCAACGUUUCGUGAGAAAGUUCCUGAAGCCUCUGCUGCUGGGAGAGUUGGCACCCUCAGAGCCCAGUCAAGACCAUGGCAAAAAUGCUGCUCUAAUGGAAGAUUUCCGGACCUUGCGUCAGAAUUUGGAGGCACAGGGCUUGUUCCGCACCAGUCCACUGUUUUUUAUACUAUAUCUUGGCCACAUUCUGCUCUUGGAGGGCCUGUCUUUAGCACUCCUUUGGACAUUUGGAAAUGGUUGGAUUAAUACAAUUGUAAUAUGUCUCACACUGGCAGUUUCACAGGCUCAGGCUGGCUGGCUUCAGCAUGACUUUGGCCACCUGUCAGUCUUUAAAAGUUCCACCUGGGAUCACCUGCUGCACAAGUUUGUCAUUGGACAUCUGAAGGGGGCUUCAGCAAAUUGGUGGAACCAUCGCCACUUUCAACACCAUGCUAAACCCAAUGUGGUCACUAAGGACCCUGACAUCAACAUGCUGAAAAUACUGGUCCUGGGAAACGUCCUGCCUGUUGAGUAUGGGAUUAAAAAGUUGAAGCAUAUGCCCUAUAACUAUCAGCACCAAUACUUCUUUUUGGUUGGUCCUCCACUGCUCAUCCCACUAUACUUUAACAUGCACAUUUUGCAAACUAUGGUGAUGCAAAGGGAUUGGGUGGAUUUUGCAUGGUAUCUCUCCUACUAUACACGUUUCCUCACAUGUUAUGUUCCUUAUUAUGGAGUUAUAGGAUCUUUAGUGCUCCUGAUUGUUGUAAGGUUUCUAGAGAGUCACUGGUUUGUGUGGGUGACCCAGAUGAACCACAUUCCCAUGGACAUUGACUAUGAAAAACAUGAUGACUGGCUCACUAUGCAGUUGAAGGCUACUUGUAAUAUUGAGCAUUCCUCAUUCAAUGAUUGGUUCAGCGGCCACCUCAACUUCCAGAUUGAGCACCAUCUUUUUCCCACAAUGCCUCGCCAUAGCUAUAGCCACGCGGCUCCUCAAGUACGAGAACUCUGUGAGAAGUAUGGCAUUACAUAUCAGGUCAAAGGCCUGUGGGAAUCCUGGUGUGACAUUGUCAGGUCUUUGAAGAAGUCUGGUGACAUGUGGCUAGAUGCCUACCUUCACAAAUAAUCAUCAUCGCAACUGUGUUUCCUUUGCUGAUUGUCUACAGUGUAAUCAUUAUUCAACAAUAUUUACAGUAAAUGGAUGAAAUCACAGUUAAAUCAUUUUAUUAGCAAUCGUCUAUAUGCUGGAACUAAUGUUAUUUUGGUGCUUUAUUUGUUAGUCAACUGGGACCAUAAUCCUGAAGAAAAUAACUUCAGGCAUACAAAUAAAUCCAAAUGUAGUGCUGGAUUUCCAAAUUCUACAGAUGGUGUAAUGUCUUCUUAUAUUUUAUAGAGUUUUUUUACUAAUUUACACCUGAAAACAUCGAAUCAUUGUAAAAAUUAGCUGGAUAGCACAUUAGAAUACAUGGCAAAUUCAUUUACUAAUUCAAUCUUAAACUGUUCCCCAUUUUCUAUGUUUUUUCAGCUUGUUGUUUACUUUUUUCAGUUUUUGUAUGUCAGCUUAUAUGCUUAUCUCCUGAAACAUAGGAAGACAAUAAAACACAAUUACAACACCAA